Molecule: messenger RNA, 4128 nt
Organism: Octopus bimaculoides (California two-spot octopus)
Lineage: Eukaryota; Metazoa; Mollusca; Cephalopoda; Octopoda; Octopodidae
Product: centromere protein K
Biological process (GO): mitotic sister chromatid segregation; kinetochore assembly
Cellular component (GO): nucleus
Source: RefSeq, a predicted model, not a curated record
AGCCGUGAGAGGGCAGCACCAGUGCGCGGUAUUUAAAUAUUUUUGUUGUCAAUGAAAUAUUUAGAAAGUUUUGAAAGUCUGAGGUUUGGUGGAGUUGACACAAGUGUUUCGAGGAAAGAAAUAGAGAGGACAAAAGACCAUCAGAAUCCCUCCUCCGUGUCGCUAUGUCAGGUGACCUCCCAGAGACUGUUACAGAAUCAAAACCGAAUAAAGUUCUACAUGAUGCUUGUGAAGAUCUUUGGGCUGAGAUUUUAAAAGCUCAUAAAGCCGGGUCCCAGAAGACUUCUUCACCAGACGAACCAAUUCCAGACGUAACAGGGAAAUACCUCCAGGCUGCCGUUGAGAUUGGAGACAACAUUCCAGAAGGUUUACCUGUUGACAGUGACUUCCGACAGAAAUACGUCAUCCAGCAACUGAAGAGCACCAUCAGGGAACAAGAGAACUUGCUGUGCUUGAUGGAUUUGAUGGAGACAACGCUAAUCAAUCAGCUACAACAAGAAGAAGAAGAUGACAUGAAAAUGAAAUCUAUAACAAAAGCCCUGACGGAAUCAUCAUCGAAACGAGCUGAAGCUGGUGGAAUUAAUGAGAACAAAUAUGUUCAGGAAAUCAAACAUCAAAUUGAAAUGAUGAAAGAAGAACGACUGUGGUUAUCAAAAAGCCUGGUUAACUUUGUUUCCAAAUAUUUCCCUAAAGUGCAUCAAUCGACAUUGUUUUCCACAACGAAGGACAAAGAGCCAUACUCUCUAAUGAAGAUAAUUAUGACUCUCAUUGACCGCAACUUGAAUCAUCCCCAUGACACUUAUAUAACAGUCAACUCUCGUUUCUCACUUGAUUACCUGGAACUUUUGAAGGAAUGUCGCAUUAUAGAAUGUCACCCAAAGUAUGAAUUAAAAGUUCGCCUGAUACCACACAUUCUUCCAUAAACGAAAGUCAAGAGAGCUAAGUGGACACUCGUAAUGACUGGCUCAACCAUAAAGUCAUUCACUUACGGCACUUCAGCUCUUUCUCUAAUAUUUUGUAGAAAGAAAUUCUUGUAAUUUUAGAUAAUGAAAUUCUUUUUUCACCUUAAAUGUCACUAUGCAGAGCAGUGGACUUGCUCCAGUUAGCAGUGAUUGUACAGGGAGUCACCUGACUUAUUCCCGUUAAAUGUGAUUGUACAGGGAGUCAUUUGACUUAUUCCUGUCACAUGUGAUUGUAUUGAGAGUCACUUAUUUUAUUUACAUUGUGAAAUUUUCAUUAGUUUUACGAUGUACGUUUUUAUUUAGAAAAUAAUUAAAGUAUUGUUGCUACCAUGUAACUGUAUUUAGACAGAUAGGCUAACGAACCUAGAUUUAGACUCAUUUUACUAUUUUAAUUAUUAAGGGGUGGCCACCUCGCAGAAUCCUUAAGCACAUUGUGCAAAAUGUAUAGUCCAAAUGCUGUCGAGGUCACCUUUACCUUUCAUCCUUUGUGGCAGGGUUUAAUAAAAUAAGUACCAGUUAUGCAUUGGGGGUCGAUGCAAUCAGCUUACCCCCCUCCCCCAGAAAUUUCUAGCCUUGUAUCAAAAUUUUAAUUAAUUAAAUUAUUGAAUUACUACUGUCUCAGUUUAUUCCCUCCAUCUCCUCUGUUGCUACUAUAAUAAUUUCUAUUCUCUGUACCGUUUCUUUCUGCUAAUCAGUCACAGGACCUUACUAGUUUUUAUGUCCACCUCAUAACGCUGAUUGCAGGUGAAAGUCUUAACAUUUACUUUCAUCUUCACCCAAGUUCUCUGUGAUGUGUAUUUACGAGACCUAAAUUUAUAUUGGUUUACAACUUGGCACAUCAACCACAUCUGAUUUUUUAGAGUUAGCCACUGCCGUCGUAUGUUCAAUAAUUUCAAAUUGAUCUCUGCACAUAAGAUUUGAAAACCAUGGAAUCCUUGAAGGUAUGAAUAGGAUUUCAUUUGGUUCCCAGAUGAAAUCUAUAUUCCGUUUUAUAGCAGUAAAUAUUCUCAUUUCACCUGGAAUAACCGAACACCAUUUAGGUUCCACAAAGCUUAUUCCAAACAAGUUAUUUGUUCUACAAAAUUUCUGAAUUUUUGACUGUAAGUAGGCUAUUUUAUAAAUAUCUUGUUUCCAUAACAACCACCCCAAACACAUCCACUCAUUAUAUUUUUUGUAUAUAUGUCCAUCUAUGACUUUCAACUGCAUCUGGUAGUGGGGCUUUGGUUCAGGAAUCUCAGGAUUUUGAAGAAUGUGGAACCACCUCUUAGCCACUAUUGUUCUAGGUCUACACUGACCCAGAGCUGUAGCACUUGUCAGGGUCCCAGCAUGUGAUGACAAUCUGUCUGAGCACAGGGAUGUAAAAAAAUACCCUUGGUUGGUGUCAGAAUGCAGUAAAACAACCAGGAGUGAUGGACUCCUAACUUGUCAUGGCAUCCUACUGGGAGAGGGACAUCAUCAUCAUCGUUUAAUGUCUGCUUUCCAUGCUAGCAUGGGUUGGACGAUUUGACUGAGGACUGGCGAACCAGAUGGCUGCACCAGGCUCCAAUCUGAUUUGGCAGAGUUUCUACAGCUGGAUGCCCUUCCUAACACCAACCACUCCAAGAGUGUAGUGGGUGCUUUUUACGUGCCACCGGCACGAAGGCCAGUCAGGCGGUACUGGCAACGACCACGCUCAAAAUGGUGUAUUUUGCGUGCCACCUGCAUAGGAGCCAGUCCAGCAGUACUGGCAAUGAACUCGCUCAAAUGUCUUCACGUGCCGGGAAGGCGACGUUGGUAGCGAUCACGUGGGCACUGAUGUAAAAACCUGUGCUUUCACAUGAUCAUUUUGCUUUGGCCUAUCACUAGGUACUAAUCACAAACAUUUAAUCACGAGUGGCACUCGUGUUGUACAAGAGUCUAUCCUUGUAAUCCAAUGUUGUACAAAUGUCUCUUUACGGUGACUUCUUUUCUCAUUCCAUCUCCUGAAAGUGCUAUGGCGAUGGAAGAGUAAUGAUGUGAGCAGACCUAACGACGAGGAAGCAGGCAGUAAGUUACAACUCUAUGUCUGUCGACUUUGCUCUGAACCAGGCACAUCUGCAAUGAGACUGAAUAGUUGUCAUCUGAGAGGUCAUGGGCGGAGAGUCAGAAGUGCUACUUACAACAAUCAUUAUGAAUGUAUGCAAAAUAAAAUGCUGGGCAACCAAAGACAUGCUUUCCGUCUUUCCUUUAUUACUUAGUCAUAUGUGGAGGUGCUAUGGCCCAGUGGUUAGGGCAGUGGACUUGCGGUUUCAGCUCCCAGACUGGGCGUUGAGUAUUUAUUGAGUAAAAACACCUGAAAGAGGGAUGGGGUGGUGACCAACCCUGCUGUACUCUUUCUUCCUGUUUCUGUUGUACCUGUAUUUCAAAGGGCCAGCCUUGUCACACGAGAACUAUGCUAAGGGUACACGUGUCUGUGGAGUGCUCAGCCACUUACAUUAACUGGAACCCUCGUCAUCAUAACCGCCACUUAGAGAUCACUGCAUCAGCCCCUUUCAUGUUUCAACUCUACACACUGGGAUUCAUAUAUUACCUAAGGGCUAAUGUUUCCCUAAAUAGAUAUAUUAAAUAUAUCCCAGUAAUACCUCUUAUAAAUUGGAAUUCAACCGUACUACAAUCCGUGAGUUCUCUCCCUUAUUUCAGUCAUUGAAUGAAGUUAUAACAUUUUGUUACAUUUGACGAAUAUUUGUCCUCAUCUUGUUUGUUGCUAACACAACGUUUCGGCUGAUAUACUCUCCAGCCUUCAUCAGGUGUCUUGGAGAAAUUUCGAACCUGGGUUACUUUUCGAUGUUGUUGUUAUUAUUCAUGUCACUGCCUGGAAUCGAACUCGGAAACUUGGGGUUAGUAGCCCACGCUCUUAACCCCUGUGCACAAUUAUGGAGUGAAUUUUAGGGCUUAUAAAUCUAAUAUUUUCCUUAAUACCGUUUCCCAUAUUCUGCUCAUAUCUGCACUCGGUCUGCUUAGGAGGUUGUUAUGUCCUAGCAUAUGUGUUGCUUCUUUUAGUUUUUGUAUUUUCUAGUGGUAUUCUUUGUCUAUUUUUUUAACUUCAUCCCACAAAGGGGAGGUGGUCUCCAUUUUUCCGUUCAUGUAUUUAUAUAUUUGACAAUAAAAAAAAAAAAAGAAAAGAAUGACUUCAGUGGUAGAGAAUUAA